AUGUUAGCCACGGGGCGGCCGCAGCAGCAGGUACACGAGCGCGCGUACACAGAGCGGCAGCAGCAGCCUGGCGAUGAAGGCACCAACACUGUCAGCACGAGCAACAUCGGCAGCAGCCCAAAGUGCUUCGUGAUUGUGUACAAUGUAGCAAAGAAGCACAACAUUGGGACACUCCUGCGCAGCUGCACAGCCUUUGGCGUCGCACAGGGCCAGGGCCUGAGCGAGAAGCAGAUGCGGCUCUGCGACGCCUUCGUCUACAUACCGCAGUACGGCGCGGGCACCGCGUCCCUCAACGUGACGGUGGCGGCCUCCAUCAUAUUGCACCACUUCGCGCUGUGGGCGGGCUACGCAGAGCGCGGCCGGGAGGGCGCCAAGUACGUCGUGGCGGAGCGGCCGCAGCGCACGUCGGCGCGAGGUGUCGUGCCCUUGACCGCAGAGGAGCGUGCCGCGCUGCAAAAAGCGCGGGCGUCGGCGCUCGAGGACGGUCGCGAGUGGAUGGAGGACGCCAUGGGCUGCGGUGGCGGCCUGGACGGCGUGUUGGAGGCGCUGGCGGCAGAAGGGGUGGAUGGGGGUGUUGUGGGGCCUAUGAUUCAAGGUGGUGGUUGA
This is a messenger RNA of Monoraphidium neglectum, 606 nucleotides long. RefSeq lists its product as hypothetical. The record is from RefSeq and is a predicted model, not a curated record. Gene Ontology annotation, molecular function: RNA binding. The transcript has 3 exons. NCBI's taxonomy places the organism in Eukaryota, Viridiplantae, Chlorophyta, Chlorophyceae, Sphaeropleales, Selenastraceae. Bases 1 to 606 code for a protein of 201 amino acids.